Corvus hawaiiensis (hawaiian crow) is the source of this 4188-nucleotide messenger RNA. RefSeq names its product protein-lysine methyltransferase METTL21E-like. Gene Ontology annotation, molecular function: protein-lysine N-methyltransferase activity. The transcript has 5 exons. The record is from RefSeq and is a predicted model, not a curated record. Gene Ontology annotation, biological process: peptidyl-lysine methylation. Bases 223 to 993 code for a protein of 256 amino acids. Gene Ontology annotation, cellular component: cytoplasm; cytosol. NCBI's taxonomy places the organism in Eukaryota, Metazoa, Chordata, Aves, Passeriformes, Corvidae.
UGUCUCUGCUCGUGCUGCAGCUGUCGGGAUUUAUUACUGCUCCCGGUGUGGGGAUGUUGGCAAUGUGUGACACAGGCUUCGGGACACGCGUUUGCCUGCGGCUGUCUGGGGGGAAGCCACCAGCAAGAAAAGGACUGUGCUGCUGUUGGAGCACCAUCUUUGGAAAGCUGUGAGAGAUUCAGACAGGCUUGUGUUUCUCUGUCCCAGGGUUUGUGGCAUAGUAUGGAUUUGACAUCAUCACAGCGUAAUCAGCUACAAAAUCAAUGGGUCAGAGAAUUGGAAAGACAAGAAGGGGAAAAAGAAGAUGAACAGAUAGUUGCAGAAAUCAUGGGGAGGCGUUUUUUUCCUGAUCUUAUAACUCAUAAGACCUGGGAAGGCUUUCACUUUGCCGGCCAUGAGAUAAGAAUUACAGAAGCCACUGAUUGUUACGGGGCAGUCGUCUGGCCAUCGGCUCUCGUUCUGUGUUAUUUUUUGGAAACUAAUUCUAAACAAUGCAAUUUGGUUGACAAAAAUGUGAUUGAAAUUGGAGCCGGAACUGGCUUGGUCUCCAUAGUAGCCAGUUUGCUGGGUGCCUUUGUGACUGCCACAGAUUUGCCAGAACUACUGGGAAACCUUCAGCACAACGUUCUCCACAAUACAAAGCAGAAAUGCAAGCACCAGCCUUGUGUUAAAGAAUUGUCUUGGGGAAUUGAUCUGGAAAAGAACUUUCCUAGGUCUUCCUGUCACUUUGACUACAUUAUGGCUGCUGAUGUAGUUUACUACCAUCCAUUCCUGGAUGAACUCCUCCUAACUUUUGAUCACUUGUGCAAGAAUGAUACUGUUAUUCUGUGGGCCAUGAAAUUUAGGUUGGAGAAAGAGAACCAAUUUGUGGACAGAUUUCAGACGCUGUUUGACUUAGAGAUGAUUUCUAAUUUUCCCAGUUUGAACAUAGCCUUGUAUAAAGCAAUGAGGAAAGGCAGGAUGAAAGCCAGACCUUCCAAACUGAUGGUCUGAAAGAGAGAUACAGGGAGGUGACAAUUUCAGCUGUCCUGCUUGUUCUCUGUUCAAUAAUUUCCAUUUUAGUAGCUGCUGACACCUACAUGAAUGGCAUUUCUAGAUAGGUAAAACAAAUCAUCAGAUUCCUAGUGCAUUCCUAUAAAUUCCUAAAUUCAAUUUGCCAACAGUGUUAUACACAGAAGAGAUAUAUCUGUGACAUUUUCUUGACUUUUAUGUGCUAAGCUGACAGCUCUAAUAACUUUCACAAGUCUUACCAUUAUUGUUAUGGCUCAUACAAUGAACAUUUCCAAAAGUUUUCAAUUGCAGCUUUGAGCAGUCUCUUACAAGUUCAAACAAUUAUUUAAAACUUAAGACUAUAAAUCUUUGUAUUUAAAAGUUUUGGUGUCAAAUCUGAUAUUUCCCCAUUCUCACUAUCAUGUUAAUCCUUCCUUUGAAUACCCUUAAUAGGACAUUGAAUUAGCUGAAAAAAACUCACCACCUGGGAAACACACUGUUAUAAUAAAGAGAUAGAAUAUAUUAGUUGCUCUUAAUUUAUUGAUUAUGCUUCCAUUUUUUACUUAAAUUCAGGGAUUCUGCAACAGACAGCUACACACAUGGGACAAGCGGGAGUUAAAUGUUUUGUUGCUUGAACAAAGGCCUUGUAUUAGAAGCAUACAGUGUAUCACCAGCUGCCCUUCGCAAAGACUUUAAAUUCUUGGUCUGGAGGUCUGCUCCUCCAAAAAUAGCCGGUUAUCUGAACCUGAGGGAAUAACAAUGGAAAAAGGACAGUGGCCAUCCAGAGAGGAGCUUUGCACUGCUGGCUGCUGGUGGCUGGAGGCAGAAAACGAAACCAGCCUGUCAUGGUGUGGCUGAGGCAUGGAUAGGCUUAGAUUUAUUUAUUUUUUUUUUUUUUUUUUUUUAGUGUGAGCAAACAAAAUUCUUUCCUCCUGGCCACUCAGUACUGCAUGCUCCUGUUUUCGGUGCUCUAUCCAAGAGUGUUCUUUUGGGAACAUUAAUAAAAUUAUUUUUUCCACACAUCGUAUUUUCUGAUUCUGUAUGUAGUUGAUUUUGAGGCCUUCAAGUCUCUUUCAAACUAGAGAAGAGAGCUUUACCAACUCUACUGUAGCAGGCAACUGCCCUAGUAAUAUGGAGGCUCUGGGGACUGGCAGUAUUUAUCUUUUUAGCUCCUGUUUGUAUAUUCUCUCAAGGAGUUUUUUAUUUUUUAUUGUUGAUUUCCUGAACAUACUAUUGCUUUUAUCUCUGAUUGUGGCAGCUGCAUGUUACUUAUUUACUCUGGCACAACUGUGGGGAAUGUGAUGUGGAAUGUACUUUUUGUCCCAGCUGAGCAUUGGUGCCCAGUGUUAGACAUGAAGUGUUGCAGAGAGGAGAGAUUGAGCUGCCAAACUUUUCCAGUGGGAACUGGGUAUCCCAUGUUUGAAAGGAAAGCGGAUGAGGAUGUGGAAGGAGGGAUCUGUUGUUGGAGGGGGGGUUGCAGAGAAAAGGUAGCUACAGGGAGAGGGUAAGAUGGAGGAAGAAAAGGAGAAUACAGUGAGACUGACUUAAUAAAUGGUUAGGAACCAUAGCACAGGGGUAGACCAUUUUUCUUGAUACUGAUUGUGAUGGGGGCAUCCUUGGUGAAACACGAAGGGUGACUCUGGGAUAAAAUUAAAACAAUCAGUAGCAUGUCUCAGCCCAGAGGCAAAAUGAAAAGAAAGGGAGUCAACUGUAUUUUCUACCUCUCCUGCUAAGAAAUCACAUGUGAGAUUUCGCCUUGUAGGUUAUUAGAGAAAUAUCUAAUCCUCAUCAGUAAAUUUCCUUGACAAAGUUUGUAGACAGAGGUAGCAUCCUUUAUUGGAUCAAUCAGUAUAGCUAGAAAAUUAGACUUUUUACCAGCUGACAAGGAGUAUUACCCCUCCUUACAGAUGUUAUUAUGCAUAUGUCCUUAGAUAAUUACAGCUGUAGAAAAACAUGACUGCAAAAUGGAAAUACUUGGAAUUUUUUUUCCCACAUUGUGUGAUAGAAAUAGUUUAGAGCAAGUGAAUUAAGAAACAAACAGGGUUCUCUGCCAUUGCUUGAUUUCGUCUCCCUGCUUCCUUCUUGACUUGCUUGCAAUCAUUAAAUCUACUGCAGUUGUAACCAUAAUCCUUGCAUUUGAAAGAGCAUCUCAGUCUACAAAUGUUUCAUGGAUAAAUGGAUUGGCACUAUAAUUGGUGAAAUGAUCUUGUGAACUCCAAAACAAUGAAGGUGAAAGUGGAAGACUACAGCAAAGUGGUUAAGUGGGAUCACUUUUAAAUAGCUGUCCUGCUGACUAGCCCUCCUGUUUGGGCCACAGACUGACCCCUGCUGAGCUUCUGCUGAAGGCAGCAGGAGAUGUGUUUGUCAAAUGGAGUCAGGAUUCAGCAUUUUAGGCCCAACAGCUUGUUAAUAUGUACUGGAAUGUAACAUCAGUUCUCUUUCUCACAAGUCUGCCUAGCACUGCUGUGUGAAGCUUCCUGGGAAAUGUCUAGUGACUGGCUGCUCUAUUGUACAGCCACCUUUUGUCCUCUGGUGUGAUGGGCAGGUUAUUAGCCAUGACCAGUGGACGGUGAGCUUGUAUGUGGCAUUUGCCUAUGGAGUUUAUCAAUGCUCUUUGAGAAUAAGUCUCCCAUAAAUGUCAAGUAUUACUGACCCCUAAAGUCAGUCAUAAUUUUAAUAACCACUUAUUCUUUAUUCUAAUAUCACAGAUAAAGGAUCAAAUUGUCAUUCAGUGCAUUAUAGUGCUAAUACACAUGGCAUUUGUAUCUGUAGUUUCUGAAAGGCAGGGGCCAAGAAGGUCAGUUAAAGCUCCACUUCUAAAGAAUGCUAGAGAAUCUGCCUAUGCUGGUAGGCUUUUACAGUCGCUUAUAGGGUGUUAUGGUAAUCAAACUAAUUUAAGAGAUAAAUUGGGGUGUAUGGUAUAGGUUCAAUCCAUGCCUUGGGUUUUAUGUAUUUCAAGCUAAGAGCAGCAGUAUAUUUUAGUAACUUGAUGGUAUUUGCUAAGUUUUCUCCAAACAAUAUGCUUUUCAAGUGCUAAUAUUUUCAGGAAGGGUUCUUUUUGUAUAAAGUGUAUGUAGAAUUAUUACAGUGAUUUACUCUGCUGCUUAUUUUAUAAUUGCAUCAAGGUUUUUUACAAAUCGUUGCCUUUUGCCUCUCAGAAUUAAAGAAACAAACAGUUUCAACAUUGUAGAGUUUCCA